AUGAUCGGAAUCCAAUUGCGAAAAAUUGUUCUACUCAGCUUGAUCUUAAGCAUUUCAAUUAUACCAAUUAUUUGUACAAUUAUGGAGGAUGGAGAAGAUAUUGGGGGCUUCACAAGGUUUAGUAGAUCACGUACUUUGCUUGAAGGUGAUGAGGACGGCGGGCGUGGUGCCAGUGAGGAUGGAGCCAAGUGUAAACAACGCACCUGUACUUUGCAUGCUACAUGUAGAGCCCUCGGACUCGGACUCGGGUGUGGUAGUUGUGGUCCAAAUGAUUACUGUAUUGAGGAACCCGAAGGGAUAUAUUAG
This is a messenger RNA of Melampsora larici-populina 98AG31, 306 nucleotides long. RefSeq lists its product as uncharacterized. The record is from RefSeq and is a predicted model, not a curated record. The coding region runs from base 1 to 306 and encodes 101 amino acids. Lineage: Eukaryota; Fungi; Basidiomycota; Pucciniomycetes; Pucciniales; Melampsoraceae. The transcript has a single exon.